CUCGUGUGCAGACGCGGCUUCUGCAGGCACAGGAGGAAUACGACAUCGGGACUCUUCUUCGGUGCCUAGAAGUUUUGCAGUCCCGAUACGAAGUCGACGUUGAACUUGAGCACAGCGACGCUUUUAGGCUCUUGAAACAGCUCCAAUCUGCGGAUCUCGUACGACAGAAAUUAGAGUUGACGCGUGCAGCACUGCAAAAACGACUCGCAGCUCUGGUUCCGUUCGACUACAAUUUCGAAAGAUUGAGGAAGACAUUUGAAGAAGACGGGCGUCGCCGUGGGGCAAACACCACUGGAGAGCACAACCACGUACAAUUCGCUUCAACUACGCCACCACCUAGUGAAAUCUUGUCUUCCAUUCUGAGCUCGUCAGGCACAGGGUCUCACUUUGCAGUUGUAUCGUCGCCCGCAGCGAGCAGUCCCAUUCGAGACCCUAUUCCUGAAGUGCUGGGCUACCAUAUAGACUUGGAUACGACGACGAACAUCGCGAUAGAUCGUACGCGCACCUUGCUAGAGAAGCUUCAGGAAAAACACGCAGCGAAAGACACAGAGACCAGUACCACUUCUGAGGUAUUGGCAACUCGU
Messenger RNA from Amoebophrya sp. A25, 584 nucleotides. NCBI's taxonomy places the organism in Eukaryota, Dinophyceae, Syndiniales, Amoebophryaceae. The record is from the annotation of a GenBank genome assembly.